CCGCAGUCUCAGUGCUUCUGACCGCGAAAACGUGAAGGCUGACAUAUUGCUGCUACUAUGGUCAACAUUAGCAGAAUGAAUGGACUUCAUGUGCCUGAUCUUGUGCUUUUACACUACACUGACAGUUGGAAUUAACAGCAGGGAAGAAAAUGUUAAAGGUUCAUAGGCAAGGGAAGCGUGACUGGCUGCCAGUAACUGGCAGUAACCGUGAUUUAAAAGUCAAAUAAGCAUGUAGCUCCUGAAUGAGCAGAAGCACUCCUGAAGAGCAGUUGUUUAUCUGAAAAUUAUUCAAAUGGCAUUAUGGAGUUUCUCAUUGAAUGUCAUGAUGGUUUCCAGAACUAGUUUUUUUGCUCUGAACACAAAAAGGGGGAGAGAAACUACAUUGCCAAAUCUAAAAGUGCAAUCUGGAGUCUGAAUGAAUGCAAGGUUUUUUUUUUUUUUAUUCCUUAUGCCUAAUGAGUGGCCAAAAGCAGAGCCUCGCUUGCAUCAGUUUGUUCCCCAUGUUGUCAGUAAUAUCCUCAGUGAUUCCUACUCUUGUGUGUGGCAAUUUUUUGACCAGCUGUAAGUCAUAUGAGUGGGCUGGUACUCAAGCUAAGGGGAAAUAUAUUGUCCAUCUUUGUGUUGGCUCUUCUCAGCUUGUGGCAGUAAAAAUGCAAAGGUUAGAAACUGACACAGAAUAAUGCAGAAAUGAGGAAGAGGAGAUUUUCUUCACAGUUAAGUUUCUUAAUGAUACCUUUCAGGAUUUUGGAAAUCUUCAAAAGCUCUUCUAUCACCAUAACCUAUUUUGAACAGCUGCAAAUUAAAAUAUACAAAUUUGUCUGAUUUGGUACAUUGUCACACCCAGCAACUGAAGGCAAGACUGGAUAGAAUCUCUGGGUUGUACACACGUGCAUGUGUUUACACUGCUCAGCUUUCUCCCAUACAGGCUGUGCUGUGACAUGUGCAGGGGGAAUAGCGGGCAGAUAUUAUCGCUGCUGACCCAGUAGACAAGCACAAGAAUAGCUAUCAUGACUGCAGGAAGAAGCAGGGUUUGCUAGCAGGGUAAUGGCAUAGUGAUAUCUUGCUUUGAUCAAAAAGGCACUAGACAUCCCCUGGCCCUAGGAGCACUGAGUGCCAAAAGCUGUCAGACACGGAGUGUCUGUGCCAUCUGGGACAUGGGUUCUAGGAAAGGGGACACUGGGCUGGUGUAAGCUGCUACUGUGGUGUUGCUGAAGUCCUGAGGCAGGUACAGCUUACACCAUCUGGUGAUCUGCCUGAGUUCAUUAUGGUAGAGGGAUGUCUAGGAUUUCAUUCUCUACGGUGCUUUGACCAUACCCGUCUCCUUUUCCCCUUAAGAGUCAGUCAAAACAAAGCCCAUUUUAAAAGAAAUGAAUGUAGAAAAUGUGAAACGUAAGGAUCUUUUACAGAGUGUCUUUUACAGUGCUGGGGACAUAAAACAGAGCAGUGGAAGAUAAGCCGUUAUGUAUGUUGAGGAAGUCUAAGAAUAAAGAUUAUAGGCAAACAGUCUACCUUUCUUUACAAGGCCUUGAUUUACAUCCCUGAAAUCUCAAAUUUAGCUAUUACAAUGAAGUCCUGUUGCGCACAGAGCUGACUUUUUAUCACCACUUAAAAUCUAAUUAAUCCGUAUCGAAGCACAAAGAUUUCUGUUGUAUUUUAGGGUGAGGGGUCAUAGAGCCUUCUUUGUUCAUCCUCAGGCUUGUAAUCAUCAGGCAUUGGGAUAUAAUUUUACCAAGCAAAUUGGAAGGUAGCAGAUCAAAUCCUUAUCGGAAAGACUAACUCAUGGUUUAGUGAAGUCCUCCGUCCUUUAUGUGAAACAUUAUAUUCGUGAAGAACAAAAAAGUGUUUGAGAGCUUACAAAGGGUUAAUAGCAAGGGCUUAUAUUUGGGGCAGCAGAGAACUAAAAUCAUCAUAGCUUCUACCACCACUCGAGACAGCAGUUGUUACAGAACUGCUGGGGCGACCUUCUUCCGCAAGCUUUUAGGACUACUCUUACAAUGGCCUUGGUUUAUCGACCAGUGGCGCAAUUAAGUGGCAUGUUAUUAUCUCUGUUGGGAUGGGUCCUAUCCUGUCUCACUACCUAUUUACCUCAGUGGAAAAAUCUUAACUUGGAACUGAACGAACUGGAGAUCUGGACCAUGGGACUCUGGCAAGCUUGUGUUGUUCAGGAAGAAGGGGGAAUGCAAUGCAAGGACUUUGAUUCUUUCUUAGCUUUGCCUCCAGAACUCAGGAUUUCUAGGAUUUUGAUGUUUUUUUCCAAUGGACUGGGGCUUUUGGGCCUCCUGUUCUCAGGAUUUGGGUUGGACUGUUUGAAAAUUGGUGAAAGACAACAGGAUCACAAGAAACGGCUGUUGCUGUUUGGAGGAAUGCUCUUCUGGAUGUCGGGGAUUACAGCUAUUGUCCCGGUUUCUUGGGUUGCCCACUCCACAGUCCAGGAAUUUUGGGAUGAGAAUAUACCAGACAUUGUUCCCAGGUGGGAUUUGGGGGAAGCGUUAUUUGUUGGCUGGCUCGCUGGAUUUUGUCUUAUACUAGGAGGAUCCCUACUUAAUUGCACAACCUGCUCAACUGAACUCCAUCCAUCUUCGGUCCAUUACGCAGUAACAGAACAGCAAGAUCAGUGUCAACACUUGGAAACUGAAACUAGGCCUUAAAACCAAAGGUUUUAAGUAGGACAGAAAGACUGCCCUAUCUUUUCCAAACUCCAGUGCAAGCCAGCAGCUUGUUCCACUAGUAAUUCAAAGGAUUCUUUGUUACUUAGCUGAUUUCCUAAACUUAUGUUUUCUCCAUAACUGGUACCUGAAAAAUGGUGUAUUUUCUCACCUGCAGAACUAUUUAAAAUGUUUCACAGGAGAAUUUUAUUUUUCAUAGACUAUGUAGAAAAGGUGUUUUUGUUUUCUCAACUGCACAGUAAAAUUCUGAAAAUGAAUAUGCAUGUUCCAUGGCAUUUUGGCUUUUAACCAAAAUAAGCUUCCUUUUUGUAUGAAACCAAUUAACUGAGCCUCAAAGCUUGAUUCCCUGUUGCAAUUUUCCACUUUCCUAAUGCAGUGACAUAGGAACUUUUUUCCACGUCCUUAAUGCAUGCACUGCCUCAGAUUGUUUUUUGUGGACAAGCAAACUGUGCUAAGCACCCUGCAGAUUUCUGAAAUGCUACCAUGAUUUGCAGAUGUCUUUUUGUGCAUGGGAUAUUAUGAUGUGGUGCUUUGUACCCAAGAAGUUGUACUUUGCGAUCUCAACCUAGCACAUAAAACUGCUCAUGCAAGUUAUUCUGAGCAUUUUGGCAUCUGCAAACUUGCACCAAAAAUGGGCUGAGAGACAAAAAAUACUUAUUCUAUCUUGUUCUGAUGCAGGUACUGAGGUUUUAUGCAUCCUAUCAAAGGCUUCUUAGGCUCCAUUCACCUAUAGCAACACAUUCUCAACACAGAACCUUUUGGUAGAUAAUACUUAACUGGCCACAAUAAGGACAGUCUAUUUAAGUAGGAAUGCAUUGAUGUGAUAUUAAAGUACUCUGUAUUUGUGGUUCUUAUUCUAGUAGGAAACUAAGAGAUGCCAAAAUUCGCAGAAAUGUUUCAGUGCUCUAGCAGACAGAUGAAAAGCAAAGUAUAUAACUAAAAACCAAAUAUUAACCAACUCAACUAAUGAAAGGUGAGCCCAGCUGUGGUCACACCCUUCAAUUAGUGGUUUACCACGCUAUUUCCUUAUCCCCUAAAUGCUGCACAUGGAACCAGGUAACAUUAAGCUGGAGGGGGAGGAGUAUUUCAUGCUUUAUAAAGCUUUGUUUUAACAUCUGCCAGUGUUCAGUAUGUGCAGAGUAUUGUCUUCAAAAACAAUCAGUUCAGUGCUACUUUGACUGAUAAAAAUGGACUUGGUCCACAGACACAGGCUGCAGUUACUUGGAUUGCUGCUGUCUGUAAUAGGAUGGAUUUUAACUGGUACCUGUAACUAUUUACCAGACUGGAAAAACCUCGGCUUAGACUUAAAUGAACUGGAGCUUUGGACUAUGGGACUCUGGCAAACCUGUGUAGUCCAAGAUGUAGGAGGAACACAGUGUAAAGACUUUGAUUCUUUCCUAGCUUUGCCCAUAGAAUUCAGGAUUUCCAGGAUUUUAGUAUCUACGUCAAACGGACUAGGACUUCUGAGCCUCGUCAUCUCUAGCCUUGGUUUGGACUGCCUAAAGACAGAGAAUACAGAGCAGAAGCUAAAGAAACAGCUGUUACUACUUGGAGGAAUACUCAUGUGGAUAUCUGGAGUUCUGGUCUUAGUUCCUGUUUCCUGGGUUGCCUAUACGAUAAUCCAGGAAUUUUGGGAUGAAGUGAUCCCAGAGAUCGUGCCCAGAUGGGAAAUAGGGGAUGCACUGUUCAGUGGUUGGUUUGGUGGUUUUUUUAUAAUUCUAGGAGGCUCUCUACUCCUCUUGACAAUGUUCUUCUCAUCUGACCAUCAAUUACCAGAACAGUAUACAAUGGCAGAUAUGCAAGACAACCGUCAACAGGUGGAGGUUGGAAACAGAAGACUUUAAAAAGGGUACAUACUAGAUUUUUGGUUUUCUUACUCUUGCAUUACAGUAAGAAAAUGCUGAUGAACAGACUGGCUAUGUUUACAAGACUGGGGGAGGGAUUAUUACAGUAUGGUUCCUUUCAUUUCUACUUACUUUCAAUUUUAAUUAGAUUGUUAUAGCUCAUCAAUUAAUAUAAGUCACCAUUGUUUUUCUUCAAAA
Messenger RNA from Gallus gallus (chicken), 4708 nucleotides. Its product is annotated as claudin-22-like. Gene Ontology annotation, biological process: cell adhesion; bicellular tight junction assembly. Gene Ontology annotation, molecular function: structural molecule activity. Gene Ontology annotation, cellular component: plasma membrane; bicellular tight junction. The record is from RefSeq and is a predicted model, not a curated record. Bases 3854 to 4510 code for a protein of 218 amino acids. The transcript has a single exon. NCBI's taxonomy places the organism in Eukaryota, Metazoa, Chordata, Aves, Galliformes, Phasianidae.